This is a messenger RNA of Lachancea sp. 'fantastica', 1809 nucleotides long. The record is from the annotation of a GenBank genome assembly. Lineage: Eukaryota; Fungi; Ascomycota; Saccharomycetes; Saccharomycetales; Saccharomycetaceae.
AUGCCUGUCAACCUUCGAACAAACAAUAACUCAAUCUCAGAUGAGCCCUUAAGCUCGGUGGCAGAUAGUCGUCGUCCCUCUGGUGUUAUAUCCAACAUGGCAGCUUCUCCAGAUAGACAAGCUGCAGACGCUGUGGCUCGGCACUUGGCAAAGCCAUCUGAUGGUAGCGGACCAGAUUCGUUCAAUCCACUACAAAUGCAAGGUGGUGAUAUCGCUAGAGAUCUGUAUCGCUGGCAAGAUCAAACUCAAGAAGUGCUGUCAGAUGCGCAAUCUGGGCGUGUGGAAAUGCCCAGACACAGACGGUCUGUUAGUUUUUCCGGCAGUGUCAUCUCUCAUGGGUCUGUACCGAACACAGAAAUGUCAGCGGAUCAGAUCAGAGCACCCCAAGGCUUCAGAAGAAGCUUUUUGGUCCAAAAGAGCCUUCAAGAAAACGGCGGCGUGCCCAUUUUUGCUGCUCGCAAUUUCUACGAGUUUUUAACGCUUUACGGCCAUUUUGCCGGUCUUGAUCUAAGUGAGGAUGAAGACGAAGACUCAGAUCAUGAACGAGACCAAGUAGAAGACGAAGAAACGGCUCUUGUGGGAACCAGCUCCGCUAAGAGACGUGCAGUUUUGCGCGCCGCUCGUCGUGAGUCAAACAAGUCGUCCACUUUCAAAGCUGUUCUAUUACUUUUAAAAGCAUUUGUGGGAACAGGAGUUCUUUUUUUACCUAGGGCCUUUCACAACGGUGGGUGGGCAUUUUCUAGCAUUUCACUGCUUGUGUGCGGCGCAUUAUCUUACUAUUGCUUCCUUCUAUUGAUCAACGCAAAGGACAAGCAAAAAGUGAGCGGUUAUGGUGACCUGGGACGCACCACAUUUGGUCCCUCGAUGGAAAUCGCAAUUUUGGUCUCUAUCGUUCUGUCGCAAAUCGGGUUCGUGGCCGCUUACGCCGUUUUCACCGCUACCAACCUGCAGGCAUUUUUCGCGAACGUGUUUCAAAAAGAGUACUCGAUGCCGUUCUGGCUUCUUGUCCAAUUUUUCUUCUAUCUUCCUUUAUCUUUGACCAGAAAUAUUGCCACAUUGAGUGGUACAGCUUUGCUGGCCGACUUGUUCAUUUUAUUCGGGAUGGUGUACGUGUAUUAUUAUUCUGGACAGUAUGUGGCUAGACACGGUAUAGCAUCGGAUUCUAUGCUAGUAUUCAAUAAGGACAAUUGGACUCUUUUCAUCGGAACAGCUAUCUUCACCUACGAAGGCAUUGGGCUCUUAAUACCCAUCCAGGAAUCUAUGAAGCGACCCGAGCAAUUCAAUAAGUGCCUCUUGGGUGUCAUGAUAUUUGUGGCCGUGGCACUUGUUUCCUGUGGGUUGGAAUCUUAUGCUGCUUUCGGAGACAAGGUGGAAACUGUUAUAUUACUAAAUUUUCCUCGCGAUUCAUCAAUGACAGCUGCUGUUCAGCUUCUCUACGCUUUGGCGAUUAUGUUGUCGACACCGCUUCAAUUAUUUCCAACGAUAAGAAUUUUGGAGACCACAAUCUUCCCAAAGCAUGCUUCUGGAAAGCACAACCCGCGCGUGAAGUGGCUAAAGAAUUAUUUUCGUCUGGUCAUCCUCUCGGCUAACAUGCUGAUCGCUUGGGUAGGAGCCAACAACCUUGACAAAUUUGUAUCAAUUGUGGGGAGCUUCGCUUGUGUUCCUUUGAUUUACAUCUAUCCGCCUAUGCUGCAUUACAAGAGUUUUGCCAAUGGUGGUGCAUCAAAGAUGUCUCUCAUUGCAGAUGGUGCAAUAACGGUGUUCGGGGUUGUAGUGAUGAUUUAUACUACACUCCAGGCUUUACUCUGA